AGGUAGUUGAGAAGAAGAGUAGUGCAACAACCUCGAAGCUAGUUCAAACUAGUGGGAGGUUGUCUGCCAAAAAGCAGCCAACACUCAAUUAAAUGGCUCGUGGUAAGGUUCAAAUGAAGAGGAUAGAGAACCCCGUUCAUCGACAGGUCACUUUCAGCAAACGCCGAGCAGGCCUUCUUAAGAAGGCGAAGGAGCUGUCCGUUUUGUGCGAUGCUGAAAUUGGUCUUUUCAUUUUCUCCGCUCAUGGAAAGCUCUAUGAACUCGCUACUAAAGGAAGCAUGCAAGGACUGAUUGAGAGGUACCUCAAGUCAACCAAGGGAGUUGGGGUGGCUGAGGUAGCCAAAGAUACACAAGCUCUGGACCCAAAAGAGGAGAUCAACAUGCUGAAGAAUGAGAUUGACGUACUCCAGAAAGGCUUAAGCUACAUGUAUGGGGGAGGCGCUGGAACAAUGACACUGGAUGAACUGCAUUCACUUGAAAAGUACCUAGAAAUUUGGAUGUAUCAUAUUCGUUCAGCAAAGAUGGAUAUUAUGUUUCAAGAGAUCCAACUGCUGAAGAAUAAGGAAGGGAUACUGGAAGCUGCAAACAAAUAUUUACAGGAUAAGAUAGAUGAGCAAUACACCGUGACUAACAUGACACAGAAUUUGACUGACUUUCAAUGCCCACUAACUGUACAAAAUGAGAUAUUCCAGUUCUAACAUAUGCUCACUACAUAAGCUAUUCUUAUUGUGAAGCAUCUACGUAAUUUGGUAAGAAGAUGUAAUAAUGAUGAUUGAGUAAUUUCACUUUGGAGACAUGAACAUAUAAGUAUGUUAUUAUGUUCAAUUUAGGUAAUAUGUUUAGUGUGUGAGCCUCUUUAGUGUA
Messenger RNA from Solanum verrucosum, 864 nucleotides. RefSeq names its product agamous-like MADS-box protein AGL12. The record is from RefSeq and is a predicted model, not a curated record. Gene Ontology annotation, biological process: positive regulation of transcription by RNA polymerase II. The coding region runs from base 93 to 698 and encodes 201 amino acids. Gene Ontology annotation, molecular function: DNA-binding transcription factor activity, RNA polymerase II-specific; RNA polymerase II cis-regulatory region sequence-specific DNA binding; protein dimerization activity. Gene Ontology annotation, cellular component: nucleus. Lineage: Eukaryota; Viridiplantae; Streptophyta; Magnoliopsida; Solanales; Solanaceae. The transcript has 7 exons.